GAGGAGAAGGAGAAGCAGACGGACAUCAGAACCAGAGCAGCUGAGGACCGAGCAGCUUCCACUGCAGCAGAAUCAUGAGUGUGGAUGAAGACGCUCGCUGGUUGGAGUGGGUAACCAAACAGUUUGAGACUAUCGCUGGAGACGACAAAGAGAUCGACAUCGUUGAGUUUAAAACUGCACUCAAAGUCAAAGAGUCUUUCUUCGCUGAACGCUUCUUUGCGCUGUUCGACUCUGAUGGCAGCGGAUCCAUCAGUCUGGAUGAGCUGCUCAAAGCUCUGAAUCUCCUCAUCCACGGCGAUGAGACCGAUAAGCUCCGCUUCCUGUUUCAAGUCUACGACGUUGACGGCAGUGGUUCCAUCGAUCCAGAUGAGCUGAGAACGGUUCUGAAGUCGUGUUUGCACGAGAGUGCGAUCUCUCUGCCAGAGGAGAAGCUGGACGAUUUGACGCUGGUUCUGUUUGAGUCAGCUGACAAAGACAACAGUGGCUCCAUCACCUUCGAAGAGCUUAAAGCUGAGCUGGAGAACUUUCCAGAAGUGAUGGAGAACCUCACCAUUAGCGCUGCUAACUGGCUGAAACCACCGGAUCCUGAUCAGAAGAAGCCUCAGGCUCCUCGGUAUCUAACCCGGGCCUACUGGCAGAACAACAGCCGGAAGUUGCUGUUCCUGUGUGUGUACGCUUUGCUCAACCUGCUGCUCUUCAUCAGCGCCAUGCUGUACCACAGCUACGGUGGCGGCUGGUUCAUGCUGGCCAAAGGCUGUGGACAGUGUCUCAACUUCAACUGCACCUUCGUUAUGGUGUUGAUGCUGCGCCGUUGUCUGACGUGGCUCAGGGCCACCUGGGUGGUCAGAAUCCUUCCUCUGGACCAGAACAUCCUGCUCCAUCAGAUCGUGGGCUACGCCAUCCUUGUUUUCACGCUGGUGCACACGGCGGCGCACGUUGUUAAUUUUGGUUCGCUCAAACACGUGACUCACCUGGUGAUCCGACGCCCCCAGUUCUUCCAGUUUAAACCUGGAGAUUACAUCUACAUCAACAUCCCGGUGAUAGCCAAGUACGAGUGGCACCCGUUCACCAUCAGCAGCGCCCCCGAGCAGACAGACACCAUGUGGCUUCAUGUGCGCUCCAUGGGUCAGUGGACCAACCGCCUGUACGAGUACUUCAGGCAAGCCGAGAGCCAGGAGGUUUGUCCCAAGAGGCUGGCCACCAGCCUGAGGAAGCGCCAGCAGCAGAAGGACCAGAUGUUCCCCUGCUCUGACUCUGAGGGGGCCGUACCUUCUAACCAGGACGACGACGUCAAGCUGACCAUGUUCCGUCAGAACGGAUCGCAGUCCGGAUCGGCCUCAGAGGAGCCGGGACUGGCUGAACGAGGGGAGGGCUCCCUGCUGAGGGAG
Cyprinodon variegatus (sheepshead minnow) is the source of this 1388-nucleotide messenger RNA. RefSeq names its product NADPH oxidase 5-like (gene nox5). The annotation marks the transcript as partial. Gene Ontology annotation, molecular function: calcium ion binding; superoxide-generating NAD(P)H oxidase activity. Gene Ontology annotation, cellular component: NADPH oxidase complex; plasma membrane. Lineage: Eukaryota; Metazoa; Chordata; Actinopteri; Cyprinodontiformes; Cyprinodontidae. The record is from RefSeq and is a predicted model, not a curated record. The transcript has 9 exons. Gene Ontology annotation, biological process: defense response; superoxide anion generation.